UGUAUGUAAUAUAUAGACACUGAAGCCCAGCUGUCCAAUUCCACAUCAAGGUCAUUACCACAAAUUCUUGACUGAAAGGAAGGAGGCAAAUAAUCUUAUCAUUGACAGAUUGUUUCCAUCUAUUGAUAACAAGUGUCUUUCCAAGUAGAAAACUAAAGUUGAGGGAACUGUACAGUAAUUGUUAGAAGAUUGUGUUUCAAUACAGAGCCCAUUAAGAACUUUCUUCAGGGAAACAGAGAAAGAUUCACAGCGAUCAUCAUGGCGUCUUUUGAAACCAUGGAGCAGAAAGUUGAGGAUGUCCUAAAAAUCCAGUGCGAACAAAGGCAGAAACUUUAUCAAGACUAUUCUCUUCAGAUUAUGAAUUUGAAUAGGAAGUUAUCCAUGGAUGCAGAUCAAGUCAAGAAACAGGCAGAAAAACUCUCUAAUAUGUUUAACGAGCAACGAAAAUUUAUUCAUCAGUCUCUGAUUCUUCAGAAGAAGAGAAUGGAAGGCUUUAAAUCACUGUGUGAACAAUACUUGGAGGUCUGUUGUACAGUCUGAGGAAGCAGCCUAUACAUAGGGCAUUGAAUACUCUGGCAUUCUUUCCGUGCUCUUUGGAAAGUUACCCAUAAACAUCUUCCAGCAUUUUCCUCAUGG
Peromyscus maniculatus bairdii (prairie deer mouse) is the source of this 636-nucleotide messenger RNA. The record is from RefSeq and is a predicted model, not a curated record. NCBI's taxonomy places the organism in Eukaryota, Metazoa, Chordata, Mammalia, Rodentia, Cricetidae.